AGGGUAGACCUGAGAGAGAUACCUGAGAGAGACCUGGGAGAGAGGGAGAGACCUGGGAUAAAGGGAGAGACGAGAUUGGGAGAGAUCUGGGACAGAGAGGCAGACCCGAGACGAGACACGCAUAAGGAUAAGGAAGGAAGAGGGAAAAACCUGGGACAGAGGGAGAGAAAGACUUAGGAUAGGUAUAGAAAGAGGGAGGGACUGGGGAAAGAACAGUAAUUGAUACAAAGGUCUAGACAGAGAAGAUACCUAGGACAGGGACAGGAAAAGCCCUAGACGUGGGAGAGGAGAUAUCUGGGACGAAGAGGUAGAGCUCUGGGAUAGGUAGAAGAGGCGUGAGAAAGGGAGGAAGAAAACCUGGGUCAGAAAGAGGAGAUUCCUGGGAUAGAGAGGCCUAUGACGAGAGAUUACAUAGUUGGCCCAACAGUUUUCUGAGGAAUAACAAGCUAAGGCUAAUAUUCAGGUUCGCGUUUUAAUUAGCAGUGGGUUGGAUAUUGUAUAUUGGUCUCAGAGCUUGUACCAGUAUGUCAGUACCAUUUUCCAACACCACUCUCCGAAUUCCCCGUGGCUUUGGGAACUUGUUGGAGGGGCUGUCCAGAGAGGUGCUGAGGGAUCAGCCAGCUGACAUCGUAGGGUUCGCUGCCGCCUAUUUUGAUGAUCUGCUCAAAAAGAGAAUCGCCACUGGUAUGGACCCUGCAGAUUGGGCAGCACAAUUAGAGGAUCGAUUCUACAACAACCAUAUAUUCAAGGAAAAACGAUCAAUUAUACCUGAAAAUGAACCAAAAGCUGCUCCCGUGACGAUUGAUACAGCAUUCCAGGAUAAAGAUAAAGGUUCAGAUGACCUGGCAGAGCCUUUGGAGGGACUGCAAAAAAUAUGCAUAAAGAAGCCAGCCCAUUUCACAUCAAUUUCCCAAGACACUAUUUCUAUGAUGCUACAGGAUAAGGUAACGCGCGCAAAACAAUAUCGAGAAGAUGCCACCACAGAUGUCAAGACAGUUCCAGUGGAGGAAAUAUCCCAAGAGUUAGUUGGGUCCGCACCAGAACAAGGCGUUUCAGACACCACAAAGUUGACUGAUGAGGCCUCUGUGGAAGUUCCAAUAGAAGCCACCACAUCUCCGAUAAUGGCAGCAGGUCCAGAAGAAAGUUCUUUGGAAGUCACCACUUCUCAGGCGGCUGCAGUAGCCCCAGAAGGAAGUCCUGGUGAAAUAACUGAGACUCAACCAAUCACAGAAGCAUCAGUACCAGGAGAAAUUGAAGACACUGCAUCUGAAUUUGUUGCAGAUGCAUCGAAUCGAGGUGCUUUGGAAGAAACAACCUCGCAGGUGAUUGCAGCACCAUUAGAAGGAGAGUCAAAAGAAGAUGAAUCUACUCAAAUGAUUGCAACAACAUCAGCACAAGACGAAAAAAUUCCAUCCUCUGAGGAACCAAGUGCGGACACACAUUUAAAUGAAGAUAAGGCUGCAGUGAUCAUACAGUCAGCAUAUAGAGGUUACUCUACAAGGAAGACAAAGAAAGAAACGGCAACCCCUCCACCUGAUGAAGCUGAUGGUGACUUAUUUACAGAAGCAUAUCCAGGUACAGAUGGAAUUGAUUACAGCUCGGGAGAAGAGCUGGCAUUUACUGAAGAAGAAAAUACCAAUGUCGAAGAAGGCGUGGAGAUAACCCAUGAGGAAACUCAAAGCAGAAUGGAAACCAGUAGCCUCCAUUCAACAGUGAAGGAUGGCACUACAGAGACUAACAUUUGCGCUGCAGAGCUUGGCUCCCCAAUAGGGGUAGUAAACAUUACUGCAGAUGCAGACAUCUGUAGAUCAGAACUCCAGUCAGUCAUGAAAGAAGACAAUAAAAGGGAGCCAGACAUGGCCACUGAGAUGGCUGGACAUGACAUCUGUGAGACUGAGUUGGAUCAGAAAGAUGUCUUUGAGGCUACAUCUGGUAGCACUGCGAAUGUUGAUACUGAACCGGGCUUUGUAGAGAGAAAGGAUUCUAGCCACGAAGAUAACAAAAGCAAUGAGAUUGAUAUUAAAUCCCAGGAUGAACCUGCAGAUAACACAGUAGAAGAGGCAGCACACCAGCAUGAGGUUAGUGGAGUGCUGACUGAUAGCCAAGAUCAGGAAAAUGUAGAUCAGAAACACACUGAAGUUAUUACAGAGGCUGAUCUCGCAGGUAAUGGCAAUCCAUCCACAGAGGAGAGCCGGAGUGCUGAGGAAGGCAGCAAUAUAGGGGAAUAAAUAUUCACGUUCCGUAGUCCAUUAUUAGAGGCAAGUAUAACUUUGAAAUAUCUGGGCUAUCGUUGAUGAAAAGACAAAAUAUUAAUAAGUAUAAUCAAAAUCUGUAGAUGGCAGAUCUGAAUUUGCUGGUGAGGUGUUUGCAUGUUCACAGUAUGACUGUGUUACCAAAGAUGCUGCUGGUAAAUGAAUUGGCUGUUGCAAAUUACUCUGAGUGCAGAUGAAAGGCAGUAGGAUCAGUCGGGAGUUGGAUUUGUGAAUGAGAAUAGAUUAUAGGGAAUUAAAGUUCCUGGAUUGACCAAGACAUCCUUAUAGCUCCUCCCUGUGUAUGAAAUUAUGAUAUAUUGUGAUAAACCAUCGAGUGCCUGAUUUACCUUCCUAACCAUUAUGUUAAUGGUGCCUGUCUGAUAUUGUACCUGCUUUCCAAUAGUCAUCUUCAUCUCUCGUUAAAUAGCCCUGACUUUACUCUACUCUUUUCAAAAAGUACAAUCACAUCUCCAGCUUAACCUUUCCAUCCAGUGUUGUAAAACAUACUACCCAGAUUCAUGCCCAUGUCUCUCUCGAUCUUUUUUUUUUCAUUUCCUCUAUUCGUUAUCUGGCAUUGCCAAUGUACUGAAAAUCUCUGCAUACCUCUGAUCUGAAUUACCUUCAUUAUCAAGUCAAGAGUGUUCAAUUGUCACAUGUGUCAGAAAACAAUGACAUUCUUACUUGCUGCAGCUUUACUGGUGCAUUAAAUGCAACAACACAACAAACAAAUAUACAAUAAAGUAUUAAUUCAUUCAUCAUUUAUUCUAGGUAAACUGGACCAAGCUAAAUGUGCAAGGCCACGGAUAGUCAGAGAGGUGUCAAUUUUGCUUGAUGUUAGGUCUAUGUUCUGGAAUAUCAUUGCAAACAUGUGGCCUACCUGAUCUAUCACACAGGUGUACCACUUAAGCAUGCUGGUGAUUUAAUUUCAAUUAAACUGAUUGUUAAGGAAAGUUGGACAUUUACUAUAGGGGUCAUGGAGCCAUGCUUUCCUUCCAGUUCCUUGGAGCUUCAGUCCAUUGAUGGCGUGAGACAUUUGGACA
This is a messenger RNA of Amblyraja radiata (thorny skate), 3292 nucleotides long. RefSeq lists its product as uncharacterized. Gene Ontology annotation, molecular function: calmodulin binding. Bases 525 to 2228 code for a protein of 567 amino acids. The record is from RefSeq and is a predicted model, not a curated record. The transcript has 7 exons. NCBI's taxonomy places the organism in Eukaryota, Metazoa, Chordata, Chondrichthyes, Rajiformes, Rajidae.